Messenger RNA from Pyrgilauda ruficollis (rufous-necked snowfinch), 993 nucleotides. RefSeq names its product lens fiber major intrinsic protein. Lineage: Eukaryota; Metazoa; Chordata; Aves; Passeriformes; Passeridae. Gene Ontology annotation, biological process: transmembrane transport. Bases 160 to 978 code for a protein of 272 amino acids. Gene Ontology annotation, molecular function: water channel activity. The transcript is spliced from 4 exons. The record is from RefSeq and is a predicted model, not a curated record. Gene Ontology annotation, cellular component: plasma membrane; apical plasma membrane.
CGUGUCACCUGUCCCGUGCCCCGGGCAGCGAAGCGGUUAACGGGGGGUGGCGGAGGUGGGAUCCCACCCCCGGGGCCGGCCCGGGGGGGCCUUAUAAAGGUGGGCACGGGCGGCCCCCGGGGAGGGGAGCGGGGCCGUGGAGGGCAGCGGGGCCAGGCCAUGCGGGAGCUGCGCUCGUCCGCCUUCUGGAGGGCCGUCCUGGCCGAGUUCCUGGGCAGCCUCCUCUAUGCCCUGCUGGGGCUGGGGGCUUCCCUGCGCUGGGCCCCGGGCCCCCCCAGCGUUGUGGGGGCCGCCUUGGCCUUCGGGUUGGCCCAGACCACCCUGGUGCAGGCUCUGGGCCAUGUCAGCGGGGGUCACGUCAACCCGGCCAUCACGCUGGCCUUCCUGAUGGCCUCGCAGCUCUCCCUGCCCCGUGCCCUGGGCUACCUGCUGGCCCAGGUGUUGGGCAUGCUGGCCGGAGCCGGGGUGCUCUACGGGGUGACCCCCGGCCCCGUCCGUGGCACCCUCGGCCUCAGCGCGCUGCACCCCGGCGUGGGCCCGGGCCAGGGCACGGUGGUGGAGCUGCUCCUGACCGCCCAGUUCGUCCUCUGCGUCUUCGCCAGCUUCGACGACCGUCAAGACGGGCGCCCGGCCAUGGCCGCCGUGCCCGUCGGCUUCUCCCUCGCCCUCGGCCACCUCUUCGGGAUCCACUACACGGGCGCCAGCAUGAACCCCGCUCGCUCCUUCGCCCCCGCCGUCAUCACCCGCAACUUUGCCAACCACUGGGUGUACUGGGCGGGCCCGCUGCUGGGCGCGGCGCUGGGCGCGGUGCUCUACGAGUUCGCGCUGUGCCCGCGGCCCCGCAGCCUGGCCGAGCGCCUGGCCGCCCUCAAGGGAGAGCCGCCCGCCCCCACCGCCGUCACCGCCGCCGUCGCCGCCGCCGAGCCGCCGCCCGAGCCGCCGGCAGAGCCGCUGGAGCUGAAGACGCAGGGGCUGUAACGGGGCCCGNCGGCU